AUGUUCCAACGUGUGGCUGGUUCGUUUGCCCAGGUCCAGAGUGGAUGGGUUAUAUUCUCCAAGAGGGUCUUGAGACAUCGGGUCAAGUUAUGUCGAAAUUAUCAAUCAACAAAGAAUGAGGCGUCGGUGGAAGAGAAGGAAAAGGAAUUUACACAGUUACGGAUUCAAUCCGGGAUUCAUGAAUGGUCCAAUGAUCCUAAGCAUGUUCUAGUCGUCCAUCCAAAAAUUCGUUGGGGAGCAGAGUCAAUUCGAGAUGAAGAAGCUGCAUUGAAGCUGGAGGAAGCUUGUGCACUUGUUCAGACUUUACCGGGGUUCUCUGUGGCCGGGUAAGAAUAAUUUGAAAAGGAUUUGUUGCGAUAUUCUGGUAAUUUUUCAUUAAUUUAUAUUGUUUUAGAUCAACAAUGAUAGGAACGGAUUAUAACACAAAGAAGCGGACUGUAUGGGGUCAUGGCCGUUUGGAACAGUUGAAAGCAUUGCAGCAGAAGUGUAAUGCCACCGCUAUUAUGCUGAAUGUCGACAUUUUGACCCCCAUGCAGCAAGCUUCUCUACAUGAAGAGCUGGGUGUUCCAAUCUUCGAUAGAUACAUCAUGGUCUUACGAAUAUUCAAAUUCUUUGCUCGAACGAAAGAAGCUCACCUACAGAUCGCCUUGGCGGAGAUCCCGUAUAUCAGGUGAGUUGUUUUAGUUAUAUAUUUUGUUAUUAAUUUAGGCAACGCCUAAGCUACGCGGAUAAGUAUGGGGCUGCCACCCAGGCCCUCAACAUCACUUCAGCCCACCUGUCGUUAACGUCUUCGUGAGUCAUGCGUUCUACGGAGUGGUCUGAAUGGAUAAAUUGUAGGAAAGCGGACAAAUUCGAGGUGCUACGGCUUCGAGAACACACUUUGAGGAAGAAAAUCCGAGCCGCAGUUGAGGAAAAGACGAAUGAAGUGGAAUUAAGGAAGUUGCGAGAACAGAAAACAGCACGAAAAGCAUUACUAGUCGCAGUUAUUGGGUAUACAAAUGCCGGAAAGACGACGCUGAUCAAAACUUUAACAGGAGCAGCUCAUAUCUCCGGAGAAAAUCGACUGUUUGCUACGUUGGAUACGACUGUUCAUCCUGCAAUUUUACCUUCAAGGCAUAGGAUUUUCUUGGCUGAUACCAUUGGGUUUAUUUCGGAUCUGCCGUUGAGUCUGAUUGCGUCGUUUGAAGCGACUUUAAGACAUGUCAUCAAUGCUGUAAGUCAUCUUUAUUUUUGUUUCUUUUUUAGAUGGAUUGACAAGGAAUUUGAAUGAUUUUUGUAGGACAUUUUGAUCCACAUUCAAGACGUCUCACAUCCGAAUUUAAGAGGACAACAGAAGAAUGUUAUGGAGACGUUACGAGGCUUAAAUUUACCGGAUCAUCUCUUGAACAACAUGAUCAAUGUCGGCAACAAGAUUGAUCGUCUUUCGAUGAAUGAUAUCCGAGCUCUCAAAGAAGCUGACCCCAAAAUGGUGAUGCUGUCUUGUCGCAAAUCCCUUGGUCUUCCUACAUUGGUGGAGAAAGUGGAUAAUGAAGUGCAAAGGAUAACUGGAUCAAAGAUCCGACGGUUCAGAUUGAAACCCGGCUCUCAAUUGGCGUCUUAUUUGUAUGCCGAAGGACUUGUGUCAGAGGAACCGGAAACAGAUGAAGACGGGAAUUUGAUCUUCCAAGUUCAAAUGACUGACGAACAACUUCAGCGACUUCAAGCAAUAAUGAAGGGAUCGGGAAAGAAAAUCAAAAAGUUGGAAGCCGCAAAUUAG
This is a messenger RNA of Bursaphelenchus xylophilus (pine wood nematode), 1756 nucleotides long. Lineage: Eukaryota; Metazoa; Nematoda; Chromadorea; Rhabditida; Aphelenchoididae. The record is from the annotation of a GenBank genome assembly.